Molecule: messenger RNA, 1051 nt
Organism: Pistacia vera
Lineage: Eukaryota; Viridiplantae; Streptophyta; Magnoliopsida; Sapindales; Anacardiaceae
Product: peptidyl-prolyl cis-trans isomerase CYP20-1-like
Exons: 8
Coding region: 178-867 (229 amino acids)
Biological process (GO): protein folding; protein peptidyl-prolyl isomerization
Cellular component (GO): intracellular membrane-bounded organelle
Molecular function (GO): peptidyl-prolyl cis-trans isomerase activity
Source: RefSeq, a predicted model, not a curated record
ACAAUGGCACAACAUAAAUAGAUAGACCACGUACUCUCCGUGGACUGAACUCCACUUGAACAUUAACGCACCUAAACCUUAACGACCGGAAAUCGUGAUCUUCCAAACCCAGAUAGAUCUUCACAUUUUAAUUCCAGACGAAGCAGCGGUUUCAUUUUUCCAAACAGCAGCAGAGAGAUGGCCACCAAGACAAGAUUGGUCUCCGUCACUCUUUUGUGGAUUCUUGUUCUUUUUGCUACCCUUGCUUUCAUUCAGAAUCGUUUAAGCGAUGUUGGGGUUUCAUCGGAGCAGAAAAUCGCUAGUACUAAGCUCACUCAGGAAGAGAAUGUAGAGGAGGAACUGGAUGAGGUGACCCACAAAGUUUACUUUGACAUUGAGGUUGGUGGAAAACCCAUUGGUCGCAUAGUCAUGGGCCUCUUUGGAAAGACUGUUCCUAAUACCACAGAAAACUUUCGCGCACUUUGCACGGGGGAAAAAGGGAUUGGAAAGAGUGGGAAACCUCUCCAUUACAAAGGAAGUACAUUCCACAGGAUUAUUCCCAACUUCAUGAUCCAGGGUGGUGAUUUUACCCAUGGUGAUGGGCGGGGUGGAGAGUCAAUCUAUGGGGAUAAGUUUGCUGAUGAAAAUUUUAAGCUGAAACACACUGGACCAGGGCUGCUGUCAAUGGCAAAUGCUGGACCAGACACCAAUGCAUCGCAGUUCUUCAUUACAACUGUCAUAACUGGCUGGUUGGAUGGCCACCACGUUGUCUUUGGCAAGGUGCUUUCUGGGAUGGAUGUUGUCCGCAAGAUUGAAACUGAAGGAAGACAGAGUGGGGAGCCUAUAAGCAAAGUUGUUAUAUUAGAUAGUGGUGAAAUGCCUUUGUGACAGCCCUCCUUAUCGCUUGUAAUGUGAAAAUGGUGAUUGACAGUAAUUUUGCUCUGUUUCAAUGUGAAUACAACUUUCACGUAAUGACCAAGUAAAAUUUCCAUACCAUCUUGGCUUAAAAUAGUUUCUAUAUCGUAGUUCAUUAAAGCAAAAGCUCUUUAAGCAGAUUUGAGCUUGUUUCAUA